Molecule: messenger RNA, 5205 nt
Organism: Apis mellifera (honey bee)
Lineage: Eukaryota; Metazoa; Arthropoda; Insecta; Hymenoptera; Apidae
Exons: 8
Coding region: 231-5072 (1613 amino acids)
Source: RefSeq, a predicted model, not a curated record
UCAUUGUAACUUCUUUAAUAUAUAACUUUAUAAAAGUUCAUAAAAGUUUUUAAAAUUUCGAUUAUAAUAUUAUCGUAAAUAUUUUGAUAGUAGGGCAAAUAGUUUACGCGGCAAAUAGAGAGAGAUAUAAGGUUUUGAAUUGUACUGAUUACUGUUUUACAGAGUGAAAUAUUUAUAAGUGAAUGGUUCAUAGAAAUCAUAGAUUAUUUAAUUAAAUUAAAUAUUUUAAUAUGCAAGUAAAUUCACAAAAACGUGAGAAUACUCAAACUACAAUAUUAGCAUUAUUACUUACACAUAAAGGAGGAUGUACUCUACGGCAAUUAAAUAAUGAUUAUUAUGAAACAGAAGGUGAACAUAUACCAUGGAAAGAACUUGGAUAUAGCUCUUUGUUAGCUUUUCUAUAUAGUAUGUCAAAAACAGUUCAAAUAGAAAAUAAAAAUAAUACAUUUAUUAUACAAGGAAUUGCUUCUGAAAAAUCUAAACAUGUUAGUAAAUUAGUAGCUGGUCAAAAAUGUCAGAAACCAUUUUUUGGAAGAAAAUUUUAUAAACCAAAUCAUUAUUUUCCUACAACUGCUCCUCCUCGAAUUCGUAUACCAGCUGAGAUAUUAAGUAGGAUAAUCAGUUUAGUUAAUGAUCAUCCAGAUGGCGUAAAUAAAUAUUAUGUCCUUCAAGAAAUUCAUUUGUGCAUGCCUUUUGCAAACAUUACUAUGAAAGACAUGGAAGAGCAAUUACAAGAAUUAUCACAUACAAUUUUUCAAACAAGUACUAAAAUUUAUCCAACACAUGCUAAAGUUAAAGGAUUUAAUCAUUUAAAAAAUUGUAAUAAUAUGACUUCUAAUUCUAAAUCUAUAUCUCAAAAUGGAGAAAAAUAUAAAUCUGUAACUGUUGCUGGAGAUGAAGAUUUAAAUGAUAUAUUAAAUUAUGAUGAAGAAGAUAUUUUAGAGUUUUCACAUUCUGAUUCUUUUUCUUCAAAAUCAAUUAAAAAUAAAUCUACAUCAAGCUUUAUAAAAGAAACUGUAUUUAAAUAUCAAGAUCAAGAGACAGAAUGUCUCCAAAAUGAAACUCCAAAAAGUCAACAUAAUAAUGAUAUUCAAAUUCAGAUGAAAUUGAAUAAUAGUAUUGAAAAAGAUGAAGAAAAUGUUUUAGAUAAAAAAAAUGUUGAAAUACUUAUAAAUGAAAGAAUCAAAUUUCGUUUGGAAAAACUUAUACAAAAUCAUCAUGAUGGAAUUUGGUGUGCUGAUCUACCAAAGAAAUAUCUAGAAGAAUAUAAAGUAUCUUUGAAUUAUGAAGAAUUAGGUUUUAAUAGUGUUAGAGAAUUUGCAUCACAGUUACCUGAUAUCUUUCAUUGCAUUCAGCCUCAUAAUGCAGGAGAUUUUAUGCUUUAUUAUGCAAAAAGAGAAAUACCUUCAAAUAAAAUAAAAGAGAAUGAUAAAAUUAAUAAUAUUACAGAUUGGUAUAACAUUUAUGAAACAAUUGAUGAAGAAGCACUUCCAGCAGAAGUGUCACCUGAUACAUGUAAAAUAUUAAUACCAGAUAAUGUAAUGAGUAUUGGAGAAUAUGUAGGUUACAUAAAUGUUGCAGAUUUAGCACAAAAUGAGGAACCUUUCAUAGAAGUGUUUGUUGUAGAAGUAUUUACACCUUCAUUCUUUUGGAUACAACUUCGUAAAAAACAAAAAAUAUUUAUAAAGUUUAUGGAUGAUUUACAUAAAUUUUAUACAAUGAAUCAUGAGCAAUAUGUGAUUCCACUAGUUGUACUAGAAAGAGGUUUAAAUUGUGCAUGUAUAUAUAAUGGGUUAUGGCAUAGAGGUAUAAUCAAAAGUGUAAAACCAGAUUUACAAGUCACUGUAAUGUUUUAUGACUAUGGAACAUUAAAAACAUAUUCUCCAGGAACAGUAUAUUACUUGCAUAGAAUGUUUUCCAAUUUACCAGCUCAAGCAAUACCAUGUGGUUUAAUUAAUACAAGACCAUAUAAAGGAUCUAAAUGGUCUCGUGGUGCUACUUAUUAUUUUGCAGUAAGAACAUCUAAAAUACCUUUAGUUGCAACAAUUGCAUCAGUUAAUAUAGAGGAUAAUUCUAUGAUAAUAAGUUUGACUGAUACAUUGGAAGAAGAAGAUGUACAUAUUAAUGAUUGGUUAGUUGAACAGAACUUAGCAGAACAUGGAAAAAUGUAUUUAGAAUCUAGUUUUAUAUUAAAUAAUCCCAUUGUAAAAAAAUUGUAUGAAAAAUCUGAUAAUACUAAAUCUAAUAUUUCAUCAGUUGUUAAAAAUAUAAAAAAUGAUAUCUCAGAUACUGAUACUUUAUCUCUAUCUAUUAAAACUAAAGAAAAUAGUGAUAUGUCAGAUGAUAUUUCAUUGAUUACUCUAUGUGCUAAAAAAACAAAAAAUAAUGAUAUAUCAGGUACUGAUACUUCAUCAGUUGCUUUAUCUGUUAGAAACAGAAAAAAUAAUGAUGUAUCAGAUACUGAUACUUCAUCAGUUGCUUUAUCUGCUAAAAACAGAAAAAAUAAUGAUGUAUCAGGUAUUGAUACUUCAUCAGUUGCUUUAUCUGCUAGAAACAGAAAAAAUAAUGAUGUAUCAGGUACUGAUACUUCAUCAGUUGCUUUAUCUGUUAGAAAUAGAAAAAAUAAUGAUGUAUCAGAUACUGAUACUUCAUCAGUUGCUUUAUCUGCUAAAAACAGAAAAAAUAAUGAUGUAUCAGAUACUGAUACUUCAUCAGUUGCUUUAUCUGCUAGAAACAGAAAAAAUAAUGAUGUGAUAAUAGAUAACAAAUAUGAUAUUUUACAAAAACAUAAUAAUAUUCCAAAACAAUAUGCUUAUCAUUUUGAUGUACAUACUUCAGAAGAUGAAUUAGAUUUUAAUGAUAUCAGAAAGUCUAUUGGUAUAUGCAAUGAAGUAUAUAAAACAGAAUAUACAGAUUGGUCUGUUAUUGACAAAAAACAAGAAAAAAAAUAUUCAGAAGAAAAUGUAUUCAAGAUACCACAUGAAACAACUUUUAGAAAAAAAAAUAUACCAAUAGCUGAAAAUUGUUUUAUAAAAGCAGUAUAUAAUAGUUCUUAUUCAACAUUGAAUGAUAAAGAUAUACAAUGGACACCAGCUGGAAAUAUUAAUAAAACAUCAGAUGUAUCUCCAUUAAUUAUAAAAAAUAUUGAAAAACGUAAAAAAAAUAUUCCAAAUAAUAUGACAGUUGUUAUACCUCAGAAAAUAUUGGAAACAUUAACAGAUGAAAAAUUCUCUGAAAAAUUACCUAAUGUAUCUAAAAAUAUAGAAGAAAUUCAAUCAAUUAAUUUAUCACAGGAAACUGAUAAUAAUUUAAAAUAUACAAAUAACAAUGAUAUAUUUCAUAAUACAAAUUUUAAAAUGCAUUCAGAAGAUUACAAACAGAAUCAUUAUAUUUGUAUGAAAGCAAUUCCUAAAAGAAAAUUAUUAGAAAAAUUAUUGUCAUUAAAAGAUACAUCAAGCAAUAUUUUAAACAUAGAUUCAGAUGAUUUAAGCACAUCACAAGAAUCUAUAUUAUCUGAAUAUAAUAAUGAUAAUAAUGAUAAUAAUGAUAAAUAUACAAAAGAAAUAUAUAAAAAUGAUAUAAAUAAUGAAGAUACAUCAAAUGAAUCCUGUUUGAAAAUUCUCCCUAAAUGUCUUCCAUAUUCUGUUAAAACAGAUAUGACAGAUUUAUACACACUAGAGUCAUUUAAAUCUAUGAAUAAUGAUUUAGAUUUAUAUAAAAAAGAAUUUUCAGAAAUGUCAUCAAAAAGUUUAUUUGCAAGCAAUACAGAAUUAGUAGAAUAUGUGCCAUCAGAUUCAACAUUAUCACAACAAACUACAUUAACAGAAGAAUUCAAUUUAAUAAAAAAAUAUAAUUCUUCAGAAAAACCAUUAUUAGAUAUGGAAAUAAAAAAAUCAGAACAAUUAUUAAAAGAAGAAUCAAUAUUAAAUGAAAAAAUCACACAAACACAAAUAUCAUCUAAAGAAUUAUUAUCAAAAUCAAUGAUUAGUAAUUUAGAUGUAAAUGAAGAAGAAAUUCCAGUAACUUCAUCAAAAUCAUCCGAAUUUGUAAACAAUUUAGAAUUAGCAAAAUAUGUGCCAUCAGAUUCAACAUUAUCACAAAAAAUUAUAUUAAUAGAAGAGUCUAAUUUAAUAAAAAAAUCUAAUUCUAUAGAAAAAUUAUUAAAUGUAGAAAAAAAAGAAUCAGAAAUAUUAAAAGAAAAACUAACAUUAAAUGAAAAAGUCAAACAAAUAGAAAUAUCAUCAGUAAAAGAAUUAACAUCAGAAUCACUUAUGACUAAUAAUUUAGAUGUAUAUGAGGAAGAAAUUCCAGUAACUUUAUUAAAAUCAUCUGAAUUUGAUGAUGAUAAUAACAAUUUAGAAUUAAUGGAAUAUAUAUCAUCGGAUUCAACAUUAUCACAACAAGUUACAUUAAUAGAAGAGUCUGAUUUAAUAAAAAAAUCUAAUUCUGUAGAAAAAUUACUAGAUGUAGAAAAAAAAGAAUCAAAAGAAUCAUUAAAAGAAAAAUCAAUUUUAAAUAAAGAAAUCACACAAAUACAAACAUCAUUUACAAAAGAACUUGUAUCAUCUGAAAUUUCUAAUAUACCAAUUUUAAAUGAUAUUAAUAUAGAUUCUGAUGAAGAAGAAUGGGAUGUUCAAGUAUCAUAUGCUGAUGUUUGUAAUCUUUUUAAAAAACCAUUUAAUGAGAAUAAUCAGAAUCAAUUUAAUCAUAAAGAAUUUAAUUCAUAUCUAAAAAUAGAAGAAAUAAAUGAUUCUGACUCAAUUGAAGAUACAAUUAAUACAAAAAUAUAUGAAGAUGCAAAAGCUAAUCAUGAAGUUAUGUAUUCAGAUAAUCAAGACUCAAAUAAAAUCACUGAUAUUCAAAUUUAUGAAGAUGCAGAAAGUGAUACUCAUGAAAUUAUAUAUGCUACAGAUAAAAUAGCUAAUCAAGAUAAAACAGAAAAUGUAAUGAAUCAAUGUAUAAAGCAUGAAACUCAGAUGCCUACAAUAGAUUCUGAAGUGACUUCAGAAUUAAGUAAUAAAUAUACAUUUAAUUUAAAUAAUACUAUAUCGUACAAAUUACAAGGUAGAUAAAGUUGAUAUGAGUAAUUUGUUGCUUUAUGUGGAAGAAAAUUUAAUAUUAUCACCGGAACAAUUUUAUGAAGAAGAAGAAACUAAUACAUCUAAUAAUAAUGAAAAUUUAUCUGAUAAUGCCAUUAAUAUGCCC